Molecule: messenger RNA, 1268 nt
Organism: Branchiostoma belcheri (Belcher's lancelet)
Lineage: Eukaryota; Metazoa; Chordata; Leptocardii; Amphioxiformes; Branchiostomatidae
Product: phosphatidylinositol 3,4,5-trisphosphate 3-phosphatase TPTE2-like
Exons: 10
Coding region: 69-1268 (399 amino acids)
Biological process (GO): monoatomic ion transport; dephosphorylation; transmembrane transport
Cellular component (GO): cytosol; membrane
Molecular function (GO): phosphatidylinositol-3,4,5-trisphosphate 3-phosphatase activity; monoatomic ion channel activity
Source: RefSeq, a predicted model, not a curated record
UUUCUUUUUUCAUUCUGCUGUUACAUUCAUGAUGUGUGUCACCGGCGAUCGCAGGGUUGCCCGUGUUCAUGAAAAUUCUAUUUGGUUGCCCUCAGGCCCCAUUGGUGGAAAUCACAUGGCUGGUUCGGACCAUGACCAGCUACCAUCGUUUUGGAGAUCAGAUUGAUAUCGAUGCCGACUAUGCCGACAAUUACUCCAAACGUGUCGUCGUUCUCCUUGAUCGUGAAGCAGCAGCGUCCGGCGGCGGCGUUCGGCCCUCCGCGGGAAACAAGCCAGCGGUGAGUGACGUCUCACAAGAGGACGGCAGCGCAACAUGUUUACAGCUGAAAUCCGCCCUCGGAAGCUGGACUGAGAAGAGACGAUUCAAAUCACCCGAUAUUCUACCCAACACUCCCACAACCUCCCACCAGAAAAACAAGAUGCCUCCUGAAGCACCCUCAAGGGGCCUGCGUGGCAGCAUGGUGAGCUGUGUGGAGCAUCUCACAGUUCGGUUAUUCGGUCUCCUCCUGGUGUUUACCGACAUCGCCAUCGUUGUGGCGGACCUGGUUACCCCCGACAACAGGAAGAACCAGCUGGCCUCGCGGAUCUGUCAGGUCGCGUCCGUCUGCAUCGCAGGUUACUUCAUGAUGGACAUCCUGCUGCGCAUCUGUGGACGAGGCAAAGACUUCUUUUCGAGAGGCUACAAUGUAGUGGACCUGGCAGUGAUUGUGAUCACGUUCACUGUCAUUCUUGUCUAUACACUGGUGGAUUUCGGCUUCCCAUACGCCAAGUAUGCAAGACUCGUGGUGGUUGGAAGGUUGAUCAGAGUUCUGAUUGUCCUUCAUUUGCUGACAGAGAAGAAACAAAUGGACCGAUGCAGAAGAAAAUCUUCGAAAAAGAAGAAGCAGUGUUGUUGCAGACACACUUAUGACCUGGAUCUUACUUAUAUAACAGAGCGUGUGAUCGCCAUGACGUUCCCCACCUGUGGUCAACAACAUGAACACCUGUAUGAAGCUGCAAUAAAGGAAGUAGCACACUUGCUAGAUGUCAAGCACAAGGACCACUACAAAGUCUACAACCUAUGCAGUGAGAGGACGUAUGAUGAGUCCCUGUUCUACCACAGAGUGGAGAAACUGUCCAUUGAUGACCAUAAUGUUCCCAGUCUCAGGGAGAUGCUUCAGUUUUGCGCCGGUGUCCGAGAAUGGAUGAUGAUGGACGAACGGAACAUCAUCGUUGUCCACUGCCGGGGCGGAAAAGGUCUGGAAACUCAAUUCUCCUGGUCUUUCUGA